Messenger RNA from Acaulospora morrowiae, 885 nucleotides. Lineage: Eukaryota; Fungi; Glomeromycota; Glomeromycetes; Diversisporales; Acaulosporaceae. The record is from the annotation of a GenBank genome assembly.
AAUUUUUAUGGUUUGAAAAGAUCGAGGUUACUUAGAUCAAGAUUUAAUUUACCUGAGGCUGUGCCCGAUGCAAAUCAGCAGAGAUUGAGGAAUGUGGAUAUCUGGAGGUCAUUAUUUUUCUUGGUAGGGAUUCCCUAUAUAAAGAUUAAAUUAGAUAAUCUAUAUGAGAAAGUUGGCGGAGGUGCCGGCGCAAGAUUAUUGGAUGAGAUGUUUGCUUCUCGAGAACACGUCCACGGGCAUCUUCAGCAAGGUUAUAUGGGACGUAUACGCCGAUUUUUGCUUCGCGCGUUUAGGGACAUUUACCCGUGGAUGAAUGCUUUGUAUCAUGGGUCGAUUCUGUCGUUUAACAUUUUUUAUUUAUAUGGUAAAACGUUAUAUUAUUCACCAUGGUUAAAAUUGAUGAAGAUUCACAUUCAGCGAAUGAGCCCGCAAGACCGUAACGAACUUUAUAAAAAUCGUUCGCGUCCAUUGUUUAACUUUCAAGGAAUGACGUGGCUCCAAGCCACCAGAUAUCUGCUAGCCACUGUGCUAACUCGAGGCCUUGAUUUUCUUAAAGUAUUGGUACCGAUGUCAAUCUUUUUUUUUAAAUUUUUGGAAUGGUGGUAUUCCAGUGAAUUUUCAAAGCGCAUCGGUGGUAAUAACGAAAUCGAAAUCCCGCCACCUGAAAUAAUACCGCCCGAUCCAAAAGGAAUCCCGCUUCCAGAAUCAAUCAAUAUUUGUCCGAUCUGUAAAAAUGUCCUUACCAACCCGGCGGCAAUUCCGUCUGGAUAUGUGUAUUGCUAUACUUGUAUACAUCGCCAUGUCGAAGAAUUUGGUUGUUGUCCGGUUACCCUGAUAAAAACUACUGUUGAUGAAUUGAGAAGAGUUUAUAACUCGACAGCAUGA